GUCAGUGUGAAUUAAUUAUAUGAUAUGAUGUGUUGAUAUUUUUGCUUGCUAGGUUGCACAUCUUCUGCUGUGAAUACUGACUGAAUAGGCAUGGAGUUAGAGUUUGACAAGUACUGUGUAGUGGAUGGAAGCCCUACAACUGUUCUUCCAGCUCCACGGCAUUGCCCAAAACUUGAAGACAGAAGAUCCAAGAGAAAACAGAAAUAUGGAAACCAGAAACUCUGCCUAAAUCAAGAUUUCACUCAGAAUAAUUUCCAUCACUACCGUAGUGUAUCCUGUAAAGAUUCUCUGUCUCGUUCAGAAUUAGGUAAUGAAGUUCUAAGGAGAGGUUCUGCGUAUUGUAGUUCCAAAGAGCUUAGGCGCUUCCAGAAAACGGAUAAUGCUGGUGAGGAGAGGAGAAAAAUUGAAUUCUCGAGUGGGUGUAUAACAGCUUCUUCAUUUGGCAUUGUUGAUGCUUUGUGUAGUUCAGAGGAGGACAGUUCACAAGUAGAAGAAAACACAUCCUCAGAUAAAGGUGCAUCACUGGGUAACAGAAAAAACAGAUACGAAGGUAAUAAGCCAAGGGAGACAGAUCAUUCUUCUGCUGUUUUUCCCAAGUCAUUAUCUGCCAAGUUUAGAAGAGUGCCUCAUUCGCCUGCUCAAUCAGAAAGUGAUUGCUCAAGAGCUAGUAGUUCAAAGUCCAGGUUCACUCCAAUGAGAAAGAUGUUUGAUCCGUUCAGGAAAUCCAAGUCUCAAAGAAGUCCCCUGAGUAAUAAAUGUAUUGAAUCAGGCUUGGGGGACUUGGAAUGUAAGCUAGCAAGUCUUAAUGGUAAUAAAGGAUCUAGGAAACAUUUGCCACCCAAUUUUUCAAACACAACACAGCAAUUCAAUUGUGGUUCUCUGCCUUCCCGGAAAGGAAGCCACAAUUCACUUGCAUCAUUUUUACCAACUCAUUUGCAUGGCUUCCUCCAGUUGGACAGAAAACACGGGGUGCCUUUUUUUGAGUUCUCAGUAAACUUCCCUGAAGAUGUAUUUCUAGCCAAAACAUGGAAAGUUGGAAAUACUUCAAAUUGGGUAUAUACAUUCUAUUCAGUCCGUAACAGAAGGAAGAGCCAUGGCAGUGGACGUGGAUCAAAUGAUGGCACUAAAGAAUCAUCUCUUUUAGUUGGGCAGAUGCAAGUCUCCAGCUAUUAUUUAUGUAGCAAAGUAAAAAAUGCCACAGGAGUCUCUAAUAAUUAUUCUAUGGUGAUGGAGUUUGUUUUGUAUGAUAGUGCCAAAGCCAAUCCAAGAAAAAGUGUGUCCUCUUGGGGCAGUUCAAGCCCAUCAUCUGUUGUUCCCAAAGGAGGAUCAACUGAAAAUCUUCUAGGGGGUAAUAAUGAAUCAAAGAACGGUGAUGGCAAGGGUCAUACUGGUACCCAUCCUGUGUCUGCAGCUGAAUUGCAUGAGCAGCAGCAGCUUGAAAUUGCAGCCAUUGUGAUAGAAGUGCCAGUAGUUCAAAAGAGAGAGAGUUUGGAAUUCAAAAGUGAGUUUAAGAAUGACCAGUCGACUCUGUUGGGCUUCCCUUUCUUUGAAGGGGCUGAUGGUAAUGUGAACCCUUCAAGGGUGGCUGCAGUGACCCCUUCUGGUAACCAUAGUUUGCCAACAACUGAAAGCCGUGGCCCUUCUCCAUUGCUAGAUAGAUGGCGUUCUGGUGGAGGCUGUGAUUGUGGUGGGUGGGACAUGGCAUGUCCCCUAAAUGUAUUUUACAAUCUAAAUAUACAGAGUGCUGCUGACUGCCCACUCAUAGACAAUGAAAGACCGCUACAACUCUUUAUUCAGGGAAAGAAAGACAAGAUGCCAGCAUUGAGCGUUAGAAGGAUGGAAGGUGGGCAAUAUGGUGUUGAUUUCGACGCUCAGUUAUCUGCAUUACAAGCAUUCUCCAUUAGUGUUGCUAUUUUGCACGCGAUGGAAGCAGCUGCCUUGAGUUGUAUGGAAAAGGAGGAAGAAGGAAGAUCAGAAAUGCAAGAAGAAUCAGGUGAAUUGUUGGGUGAGGAUGAAGUUAGAAAUUCAACCAAAACAGUGAGAGAGGAAGGAAACAAGAAAGUGCAGCAGCCUAGUUUUGUUCUAAACCCUCCAUUUUCUCCAAUUGCUCGAGUGUAGGUGCAGGAGGAUAUGGGUGGAAGAGAAAACCAUCUGCUUCUGCUUCUUUAAGACCACAACACAGUCUUCUGUUCAUAUUGUUAGUUUGGUAGAUUGGAAAACGGUUCAUUCAUUAUUAAUAUUAUUAUGAAAUUAAAAGUAGCUACAUACUACACCAUUCAGUCAUUGCAUUGCUCCUUUUUGUGAUU
Molecule: messenger RNA, 2306 nt
Organism: Ipomoea nil (Japanese morning glory)
Lineage: Eukaryota; Viridiplantae; Streptophyta; Magnoliopsida; Solanales; Convolvulaceae
Exons: 2
Coding region: 91-2118 (675 amino acids)
Source: RefSeq, a predicted model, not a curated record